CGCACGGCGGGGCGGGAAGCGGCGGCAGCGCUGAGGGGAAGCGGGGCCGGGAGCGUACCGGAACGGGGGCGGACAGCACCGGUCCCCCGCCGAGGGGUGAGCCGCAGAGAGAGCCCCAGGCGGCGGCCAGGGACGGGACGUUAGGUCCGGUGGGACCCGGGGGGCGGAAGCCCGAGCCCUGUUGGCGGGGAGGGGGCGGCCCCGCCGUGGGGAGUUCUCCUCAGGGGCCAAAGUUCCCGCCCGAAGCAAGCGCGUCCCUCCCCGGCAGUUGCCGGUGCCGAAGGGUCUGAGAGAACAUUUGGGGGCAGGUGUAAGCGGCCCCAGAUUCUGCCUGGGAGUGCCCCCCGCCGCGUACCCUCACAGUUUGAAUUUGUAUUCCUCCUCUACACUUUUCUCUUAAAUUUAAAUCUUCUCCCCCCCCCCCCCCCCCGCCCCCUUACGGCUUUCUGGUUUUAGGUUACAGUUCUAGGCAGUUUCCUUCUUCCCUGUCCUUCCUACCUUUCGUCAGUCUUCUUGAAACACAGAGCCAUCGGUAACGAAACAAACAAGAAAAGCCCGCUGCUUUGACAGCAGGGCUUUUUUUAAUUCCCUUUUUUUGUCUGCCCUUGUGCAUUAUUCCUGGAGCUGUCGUCUGCACUGACUGAAAUCUAUAAGCGUUGCUUAGCAGAGACUAGAGUUUGACAGAAGCAUUAAAGGUCCUGCUUUCAGCUGGAAUCUGAUAGCCAACAGUUGAAGAACUGUUUCCAAACAUCCUGUCAGCUAAGAGAUUAUACUGGGUAUCAUGAACAUCAAUGAUUUUGUAAUACUCCCAGGCUCAAAAACUGGAACCUCGGUGAGAUUAAAAGCAAAAACUGUCAGAGAAUUGCAGUUGGAGAAAGUGCAGUUAGAAACAGAAACCAAAGAGAUGGAGAAAAAAUUACGGCAACUACAGUCAAACAUGAGCAAAGAAAAAGAAGAGAGAAAGAAAUCAAGUGCUUAUCAUUGGAAAUCUGGACAGGCAGGACGAAUGACCAUCCAAGCCCGAGUUUUGUCACAAAGCAAAGAAAACAAUAAUAAGGUUUCUUCAGGAAAAGUGAAGUUGCAAAUACUUAAGGAACAAAUUCAAGAGCCAGUGAAAGAACCAUUUCAGCAUGAAAUGGUAAGUGCUGUAGCUCAUGAAAAAUCUGAAGUGAGGGGGACAGCAUGUGGACUGCGUGAAAUUAAGAGUGCGCUGCUGACAGAAGCCAAUACACAUGUUGGAAAAUUGGAAGCUGUUGAUCACUUCAUCAAGGAAGUAAAUCUGAAUGAAUGGAAAAUUAAUCAUGAGCAGAAGAAAGUAAAUAGCAAGCAUCAGGUCACAUCAGACAAGUUUUCAUCUCUGCUAGCGUCAGUAGGCAGCGCUGAGGAACUGUCCUCAGAAUCAACCUAUACAGGCCUUGAAAAUCAAGACAAAGGAUUAUUACUAAAUGGUACAUUUAAAAAGGAGGAAUCUGCAGAGUCUUUUCAGGAAGCUUUACUCCAAUGGAGAAAAGGUAAUCGUGAUCACAGAGAACAGCUGCGUGCCAGUGAGGUCCUAUCAGAAUCUAUGGGAAUUUGUGAGGUACAGACCAACCUUACUGUUAUGAAGGAACCUAUCCAAAUUGAAUUCAAGAAGGAUGGCCUGAGCUACAUGGAGAAACUCUUGCUUAAGAAAUACAGAAGAACUCCUGUUGAUCAAAUUUCUGGUAGUUGCAUUAAAGAUUUAAGGCCUGUGCAAACACUGAGUGUACAUCAGUCUGUGAUUGGAGGAGAAGGAGAUGACGAUGAUGUCAACGACUUAACAGUUGAAGAGGUGAAGAGAUAUUGGACAUCUGUUUUUAAAGAGGAAGUACCCAGCACUAUUUCUGAAAGUGCAGAGUCCUCUUUGAAAAUUGAGUUUCUUGAUGAUUCUUAUGGCAAGGACUUGGAAAAAUCAUCAGACUUUUUGGAGAUGGAGGCUGGGGCAAAGGGAAUAAAUAAGCAAGGAAAAACUGAACCACUCAAGCAGUGUGGAAGAAAUCCUGUUUCUUCUAAAGAAGUUUUUCAAGAAAAAAUGGUUGUCUGCAGUCAUCUUGAAAGAAGUGCAUUGCAAAAGGAGAGUGUUAAACUAAAGACUAUGAGAAGAUCACUUAGCUCCUGUAAACUACCUGAGAAGAUUUCUAACCCUACUGAACUAAUGAGCAACAAAUAUCUCCUUGAGACACAGCUGCAGAAAAACAAUGAAGAUUCACAGGAACUGGACAGCAUCUGCAAUAGUCAGACUUUGGUUUUGCCUGUAAUUACAAAGUCUUCAGUGUUGCAGGAUAUAGCCAAAAGACAGAAAUCUGUUUCUGCACGGUAUUGGGGACUUGAAGGUUUCUUUGUUGUAGGUACAAACCCUAAACAAGUAAUGCUUGAAGCACGUUCUUCACUGUGUGCAGACUCUAGCCCUAUGGAUAGUAAUAUCCUGUUUCCAGGAGAGGGAAAGUGGGUUACUGAAAGGAGCUUAAGUGAAUACGCUGAUGACUCUGUAGUUCAAGGUGUCUUAGAAAGUCAGCUACAUAGACCUUCAAGUGGUUUGGAGACUCAGAAUAGAAUUUCUCCCCUGAUGGUAGCAUGGAGGUUAUACCCAGGGAAUGACUCUAGAAGACCUUGGUCAACUAAUGUGCUACACUGUAAACCGACUGGAAAUUGUCCAACAAACACACAGCCAAGACCAAAGAGUUCACCUAUGCAUAUGUUUAGAAUUGAUACUGAGAUAUCAAAAUACAAGUGCCUUGACAGAACUAAACAAGAUGAGUUUCUUUGGGAAUAUAAUGCUGACCAAGAAGCCCUACUUGCUCUGGAAAAAGAAUUAUGUAGUCAUACAGGUCCUGAAAAACCUUACAGCUUAACUUCUGAAGAUGUAACUUCCUCCAGCAGUCACUCAGAGAAGAUAAGUAGAAAUACUACAGAUUUCCAUAAAAACCUGGAGCUAAAAGACCACAGCAGAGUUGGUACUUUCAGGGGCUGGGAUGAAAGCCAAAUGGAUGAUGAGGAAGAAAUUCUGGAGGAUAAGCAACAGGUUCUUGCAUUACAGUGAACAUGCAAAGAACUUAAUGUAAUUUCUAUCUUUGUGUAUCAUACAAAACCAAGAAGCAGACGAAGAGAUGUCUUAAGUGCUGCUCAAGAUAUUAUUUAUUAAGGAUUAUUUUGUAAAAUUGUCAAUAAAAAAAUCUUAAAAAUC
Aquila chrysaetos chrysaetos is the source of this 3202-nucleotide messenger RNA. RefSeq names its product zinc finger B-box domain containing (gene ZBBX). Gene Ontology annotation, cellular component: motile cilium. The coding region runs from base 782 to 3058 and encodes 758 amino acids. Gene Ontology annotation, biological process: cilium movement. NCBI's taxonomy places the organism in Eukaryota, Metazoa, Chordata, Aves, Accipitriformes, Accipitridae. The transcript is spliced from 20 exons. The record is from RefSeq and is a predicted model, not a curated record.